CCACUCCAAAGAAAUCUCCAGAAGAAGAAGCCUCUCUUCAUCUUCUCCAAAUUUCUCAAAUCCUUCUCCGUAGCGAUGACGUCUCUGCAAUUACACUGCUCCCUUCACUUCCUCCGUCCUAAACACCGUCUUCGCUACUCUCCUCCUAUCUUCUGCACUUCCCGUUCCCGCACCUGCCACUUUCCCGGAAAAAUCAGUUUCCGAGAAAGUUUCAGAGUCAGGGAAAAAUCCAAAUCGUUCCGUUGCUUCGCUCAAUCGGAGACGAAGGAAGUGAGAUUAUCUGAGAAAGAUGAACGUCCUACGUUCGAUAUCAAUCUCGCUGUUAUCCUCGCUGGUUUUGCUUUCGAAGCUUACGCUUCACCUCCGGAAAAUGUUGGGAAACGUGAGGUUAAUGCAGCUGGGUGUAAUACUCUUUACCUUUCUGAGUCAUUUGUAAGGGAGGUAUAUGAUGGGCAACUGUUUAUCAAACUCAAAAGGGGAUUUGAGUUUCCUGCUUUGGAUCCAUGGGGAACGAGUGAUCCUUAUGUGGUUAUGGAUUUGGAUGGUCAGGUUGCUAAAAGCAAAACCAAAUGGGGGACAAAAGAGCCAAAAUGGAACGAAGACUUUGUUUUUAAUAUCAAGUUGCCUCCUGCAAAAAAGAUACAGAUUGCAGCUUGGGAUGCAAACCUUGUCACACCACAUAAACGAAUGGGGAAUUCUGAAAUCAACCUGGAAGAUAUUUGUGAUGGGAAGUUGCACGAGGUCCUAGUAGAACUAGAUGGAAUUGGAGGUGGUGGGAAAUUUCAACUGGAGAUUAAGUACAAGGGAUUUGAGGAAGUUGAAGAAGAAAAGAAGUGGUGGAGGUUCCCGUUUGUUUCAGAAAUCCUUCAAAGAAAUGAAAUUAAGUCAGUUCUGAAAAAUUUCGUUGACUCUGAAGCAGUUGAAUCAGUUUUGAAAAAUCUUGUUGACUCUGAAGCUGUGCCAGCACGUCAAUUUGUAGAGUAUGCCUUUGGACAGUUAAAGUCACUCAACGAUGCCCCCCUUAAGAAUAAUAAUCUUCUAGACGAUACUAAGGAGGACUCUAAAGGUGAAGAAAACUCUAAUGAUCAUUCUCCAGCUGUAGAUAUACUUUCUGACGGGGCUAGUUCAGAGGAUUCCUCUGAUCAACAUCUCAGCACUGAUCUGAGUAGUUCAGGAAAGCAUAGCAAAGGGAAAGAUGGUAAUGGUGAUGUCCAAAGCAAUGAACUGGAGGGUGACAAUGAGAGUGGCAGCUUUCAGUCAGAAGGUAAUUUCUGGGAUAACAUCCCUGAAAUAGUCGGUCAAAAUAUCGUCCAGAACCUUGGCCUUCCUUCACCUAAGAAGUUGAAGUUGAACGGAAUGGACAUACUGGAAAAAUUUGGUCUACAAUCAAGGAAAACUGCAGAAGCAGGUUACAUUGAAUCAGGGCUUGCCACUGCUAAUACUCGAGAUGGCGGUGAUGAAAAGGAAGAUGGUCAGCUUGCUAUUAACACGCCGAAGUCUUCCCUUGCAGACAUGAAGAAUGCAACACAAGAAUUGCUCAAGCAGGCUGAUAAUGUCUUUGGUGCAUUAAUGGUUUUAAAAGCAGUAGUGCCUCAAUUAAGCAAGGACAAUCCUGGUACAGAGAAGGUCUUAGAAAAAGAUGGUGCUUCUAGUGUAACAGAGGAUGUCUCUAGUUCGUCUAAGACUGAUAAACUCUCUGGUCUAGUGAAUGUUGAUGGAGCAGAUGAAAAGAACGCUGAGGAAAUGAAAACACUUUUUUCUAGCGCAGAAAGUGCUAUGGAAGCAUGGGCAAUGCUUGCAACUGCCCUGGGGCAUCCAAGCUUUAUCAAAUCUGAGUUUGAAAAGUUAUGUUUUCUAGAAAAUGACAUCACUGACACGCAGGUGGCAAUUUGGCGUGAUGCAAGGAGGAAAAGAGUCGUUAUCGCUUUUAGAGGAACUGAACAGACAAAGUGGAAAGAUUUGCAGACUGAUCUAAUGCUAGUUCCUGCUGGUCUGAAUCCUGAAAGAAUUGGUGGGGACUUCAAGCAAGAAGUACAAGUCCAUAGUGGAUUUUUGAGUGCAUACGAUUCAGUACAGAUAAGGAUAAUAUCACUUCUCAAAAUGGCAAUUGGCUACAUAGAGGAUGUUCCUGAGCAUGAAGAUAAAUGGCAUGUUUAUGUGACUGGACAUAGCUUGGGUGGUGCAUUAGCUACACUCUUGGCUCUUGAACUUGCGUCAAGCCAAUUAGUUAAACGUGGAGCAAUCAGUGUUACCAUGUACAAUUUUGGAUCUCCAAGAGUAGGCAACAAAAAGUUUGCUGAAAUUUAUAACCAGAAAGUAAAAGACAGCUGGAGAGUUGUAAACCAUAGAGACAUAAUUCCCACAGUACCUCGUUUAAUGGGAUAUUGUCAUGUAGCUCAUCCUAUUUAUCUCACUGCUGGAGAAGUGGAAGAUACUGAGUUCCAGAAAGAUGGUUAUCAUGCUGAGGUUAUUGGGGAAGCGACACCUGAUAUUCUUGUUAGUAGAUUUAUGAAAGGUGAGAAGGAACUUGUUGAGAAGAUACUUCAAACUGAAAUCAAAAUAUUCAACGCACUUCGUGAUGGGAGUGCCCUCAUGCAGCACAUGGAAGAUUUCUAUUACAUCACACUGUUAGAGAGUGUGAAAUUAUAUUACAAGAAUGUUGAAGAUCCAGAAGCUCUUGAAAAUGCUACUAUUCAAUCAGUGAGAGAUGGCUAAGACCACGAGAGCAUGUAAUGACUCGCUCCAACUAUAUAGGAUUUCAUACUAUAUAUCAUUUACACAAGACAAGAAUCAACUGGGUCGCAUUAUUUUCUCAAAAGAAUAUUGUGUAACCAUAAUGUAAUUAUAUUUUAGUGACCUGUGGUUCAGUCCUGUAAAGGUAAACAUAGACACGAAAGGGGACAAGAAAGCUUGGAAGUUGUCAAAAUAUUUGAAGUGUAUAGAUGUCAAUGAUCUUUUUUGUUAUUUACU
Messenger RNA from Capsella rubella, 2970 nucleotides. RefSeq lists its product as uncharacterized. The coding region runs from base 76 to 2715 and encodes 879 amino acids. The transcript has 18 exons. The record is from RefSeq and is a predicted model, not a curated record. NCBI's taxonomy places the organism in Eukaryota, Viridiplantae, Streptophyta, Magnoliopsida, Brassicales, Brassicaceae. Gene Ontology annotation, biological process: lipid metabolic process.